CAAUCACAGAAGAACUUUGAAUCUGCUAAAACGUCACAAAGAAAGUAUUCUCCAUAGUCAACAAACGAGCAGAUCUUCACUGGCUCAGUGAAAGCCAGAUACAUUGUUCUGUGCAAGAAUGAAGACCUUGCAGACUACUUUUUUUUUGUUUGUCUUUGUACCUUUGGUCAAUUCAGCACCACCUAUACAGCAAGAAUCCCUCCAGUUUUAUGAGUAUGAUACAGAUGUUACCAUGGGAAGCCUGAUCCAACAAGAUUAUGAAAUGCAACCCCAGGAUAUAAGAAAGGAUGGAAUAAAUGUUUCUCUUGACACUUCCCUAAGACUGCAAGGGGAUGACAGUCAACUCAAUGUACCACCCACAAAGGAUACAAAUUUACCUACUUGUCUGCUCUGCGUGUGUUUAAGCGGAUCAGUGUACUGUGAGGAAAUAGACAUCGAAGCUGUACCCCCACUGCCAAAGGAAACAGCGUAUCUUUACGCACGAUUUAACAAAAUAAAAAGGAUAGCCGUCUCAGAUUUUGCUGACAUUACUACCUUGAGAAGAAUUGAUUUUAGUGGAAAUAGGAUAGAAGAAAUAGAAGAUGGAGCCUUUUCUAAGCUUCUGUUAUUGGAAGAACUUUCUCUUGCUGAAAAUCGACUUAUAAAACUUCCUGUUCUACCUCCCAAACUAACAACAUUUAAUGCAAACCAAAACAGAAUCAAGAGCAGAGGAAUCAAAGCAAAUGCUUUCAAGAAGCUGACAAAUUUGGCCUACCUCUACUUAGGACAUAAUGCACUGGAAUCUGUGCCCCUUAACUUACCGGAAAGCCUGCGUAUUCUUCACCUUCAGUACAACAAUAUUACUACAAUCACCGAUGACACAUUCUGCAAAUCUAAUAACACACGUUACAUCCGCACAAGUAUGGAUGAGAUAAGGAUGGAAGGCAAUCCGAUCCUCUUGGCAAAGCAUGUUAACGCUUUUUCCUGCUUGAGAACAUUGCCUGUAGGAACAUACUACUAGCCACUACUUAUGUAAUUAUACAUGCCAUGGUAUACAUGGUAACAAAAGAUCCUUCUUUUUCCCCUGUUUACAUGCUUAUA
Molecule: messenger RNA, 1080 nt
Organism: Phaethon lepturus (White-tailed tropicbird)
Lineage: Eukaryota; Metazoa; Chordata; Aves; Phaethontiformes; Phaethontidae
Gene: OGN
Product: osteoglycin
Exons: 7
Coding region: 119-1000 (293 amino acids)
Molecular function (GO): protein binding
Source: RefSeq, a predicted model, not a curated record